Phialemonium atrogriseum is the source of this 501-nucleotide messenger RNA. RefSeq names its product Scytalone dehydratase. Gene Ontology annotation, biological process: melanin metabolic process. Gene Ontology annotation, molecular function: scytalone dehydratase activity. Bases 1 to 501 code for a protein of 166 amino acids. NCBI's taxonomy places the organism in Eukaryota, Fungi, Ascomycota, Sordariomycetes, Cephalothecales, Cephalothecaceae. The transcript has 3 exons. The record is from RefSeq and is a predicted model, not a curated record.
AUGGCCAACCAGCCCACCUUCGAAGGAUGCCAAGCGGCCCUCUACGAAUGGGCAGAAAGCUACGAUACCAAGGACUGGGUCCGCCUUUCGAAAUGCAUCGCUCCGACCCUCCGCAUUGACUACCGUGCCUUCCUCAACAAACUCUGGGAAGCGAUGCCGGCGGACGCCUUCCUGGGCAUGGCCUCUGACCCAAAGGUCCUCGGCAACCCGCGCCUCAAGACGCAGCAUCUAGUUGGCGGAGCUUCGAAGUGGGAGAAGACGGGCGAGACAGAAAUCACGGGAUAUCACCAGAUGCGAGUAGCGCAUCAGAAGUAUGCAGACGACAACAUGACCGAGGUCGCUGUCAAGGGACACGCCCACGGGAUGGCGACUAUAUGGUAUCGCAGUGUGGAUGGCGUGUGGAAAUUUGCCGGGAUCGAGCCUGGCAUCCGUUGGUCUGAGUACGACCACGACAAGAUUUUUGAAGAGGGUGAGGAUAAAUUUGGUGACGAGGAGAAAUGA